Molecule: messenger RNA, 5834 nt
Organism: Porites evermanni
Lineage: Eukaryota; Metazoa; Cnidaria; Anthozoa; Scleractinia; Poritidae
Source: the annotation of a GenBank genome assembly
CUUAAACCUAAUGCCGUAGAUCUAAAGACAAAGCUUCGCCAAAAGAUUUUUCACCAUCACCAUCAUCGUUACCAUUAUCGUCAUCAUCACAAACAUUAUCCGCACCAUCAUCGUCGCCAUCAUGACAACCAAAAAAAACCUCACUAUCACCAUCAUCAUCACCCUUAUCAUGACCAUCAUCGUGACCAUCAUCACCACCAUCAUCGUUACCAUCAUGGUCAUCAUCACCAACAUUAUCCGCACCAUCAUCGUCGCCACCAUGACAAACAAAACAAAUCUCAUUGGCACCACCAUCAACACCCUUAUCAUGACCAUCAUCAUCACCACCAUCAUCACCAACAUUACCACAACCCAAUCAAACAUUAUAUUCAUCAUUCACACCUCAACCUUCAUAAGCAGCAUCAUCAUCCACGUUAUCAUCCUCACAAACAUCACCUCCGGGUACACCACAAGAAAACCCUGCUACAUAAGCCCAUUCAGAGAAAUCAUCAGGACCAGCCAAGAAGCCACAUAAGCCAACCUCCUGGAAACGCAGCUCCCAACUCGCUCAAGGUACAUGUGAAGAUAAACAAUGAUCAAGCAGUGAAACGACAAUCUCUUCCUGAAUUGCUCUCAAAUCUCGGACAGAAUUUAAUGACGCUGGGAAAGAACAUGACGAUCAAAACACCGGCAGCCUCUGCAUCGUCCAGUGGUAAUAAAAUAGUUUAUAGGAACUGACCACCUACCUCUCCCCUAAGUCAACAUUAACACGUUCUUCUCACUUACGGCAAAAUUGUGACUUAGGGGAAGGGUAGGUGGUCAGAUACUCAGAAACCUCAAUUGAUCGUAGUUUAUUAUGCUUAAAGGGGCUAUCUCAGUGGGAUAUUUCGUUGUUUUAUAUUCAGCUUAAAAGACCUUUUCACGGCUUUUUUCAACUUUUGACAUGGAUAAGUUCGGGAAAAUCCGUCACCACCACUGAAAAGAGUGCCUUAAGAUUAAUAAAAUUGGCUACUCUGAAAGUGAUUUGUUAAAAAACUAACGAACAUAUAUCUCCUCAAAUUCACAAUAUUUUCAGGCAAGUGUAUGGUGGGGGUACAAACUUGCCCCUCACCAUAUAAACGUCUGUAAAUUUUCGCACCUUUGCAGAGCUAUAUCUUCGCUUGCUUUAGACAAAUCGCUUUCAAAUUUGGCACUUUUACUAAUAUUAAGGCGCUCUUUUUUUAAUUUCUUUUUUAUUUCGGACACACAAACAAUUACAGUACAUUACAUUUACAAUUCAUUACAAUUAAUUCUAAUUAUCGUCGUAAAUUUUACCUUUCAUUGAAACAGGCAACUGUUAUCGUUUACAGAAGGGAAAACGCACGCCAGCUCAUACCGCGAAAAUGUAGCCUCUGCUCGCAGGGUAGGAAAAAAAUGAAAUAAAAAGAAAAAGAAAGACAAAGUCCACAGAAAUACUAUAGUUUAUAUAACUUUUUAUUAACAAUCAAGCGAAGGCUGCCUGCCUUUUAGUCCUCGAUCCCCCAUCUGCCUGUUUGUCACUUGCACUUUUAUUAACUAUGUAGAUCAAAUUAUUUUUUUUGAGGGGCAUUGUUUGAAAGUAGGCCAUUAAUGCGCUCUUUCCAGUGGUGUCGAAGGAUUUUUCCUGACUUGUCCAUGUCAAAAGUUCCUAUACUGUAAUACCCUGGUUCCAGAGGUCCGUUCUCGAAAUACGUAAGAUGAAAUAACCUUUGGAACCCAGGGUAAUAGUAGAAGAUAUAAAACAAAUUUAUCAUAGAGAGCACUAACCAUAACAUUUGGGUGAUUUUUGCAUGCAUAGUAUUAAAACCGUUGAAAACGUUUGCCCAAGCUUUCAAGUUUCAAUCCGUGUUCAACCUUGCCAUCUGUAGCAACAUACAUCAGGAAACAGUGUAAUUAUACUCUUGAAUAAGCAAAUUGUACCAUCAUUUUUGAAAUUCAAUAAUUGUGAAUUUUUUUUUUAGCUUUUUAUAAAGAUAUGAUCGUGACAGAGCCUCUUCAAGUUUCUUGUGAAGUAGCAGGAACAAGUCAUGCCAUAUUUAGCAUUCUACGGUGACUGCACCAUCAGGAACUGGCCUCGUAACUGAGUGAAAUAUAAAAGUAACGAAAUAAAACAGCGAGAAAGGGACAUUUAAAUGACACAGUAUAUGUGAGAAGGAGAAAAAAAACGUCCAGUAAUGCUUAGCCCCCCAUAAAAACUCACAUUCAGACAUUCAGUGUUUUGACAUAUUUUUUUUCUGUGUUAUUUAUAACUUUUAUAUAUCAAAACGAGUAACUGAGUGGACUAACUGCAGUGACACAGUCGGUUUUUUUCCUUCUUCAGCCAUGGCAGUUAAUUCCGGCAAAAAAGGAGAUAUAACACAUGGAAUUCCUAUGCCACAGUCUUCUUUUGAUGCUGAAGGUUUAUCGUCCACGGCUGCUGUAAUUCCAACACAUUCGCGCGCAAAGAAUGUCACAGCUACCGACCUUGAGGCGCUUUUACAUAAAGCUCUCGAUAGAGCUAGUGGGGAUGACAUAAGAGGCGGAACUGCCUCUGGUGGUGGAGAAGAUAUGGUAGGUAUAUGACAGAAUAAAAUACAAUGCAACAUAAUACAACUGAUAAAAUAUACAAUCCAAUACCAUACAAUACAAUACAAUACAAUACAAUGCAAUAUAAAAAAUACAUUGCAAUGCUAUAUAAUGCAAUGCAAAACAAUACAAAGCAAUACAGUAAAAUGCAAUGCAAUGCUAUGUAAUAUAAUGCAAUACAAUACAAUGCAAAUGCAAUGCAAUGCAAUAUAAUACAAUACAACACAAAACAAUACAAUACGUUACAAUGCAAUGCAAUAAAGCGCAACACAAUGCAAUGAAAUGCUUUACAAUACAAUGCAUUGCAAUGUAAGGCACUUCAACGUCAUGCAAUACGAUACCAAGUUUACUUUAAUACAUAUACUAAGCUACCAUGCAUCACCUACCAAAUCCAACUUAAACACUCAGAGAGGGAUUACGCGCCAGUUACUUUUUCUAUAGCCUACGUGUAGUGGCACCCUCCCCCCGACAAACGAAAAACGUUUUCCAUUUGUCGCGGGGAGGGUGUGGCUACUCGUAAGCUACUUUUCCUAACGAGUCAAUUUAUGAAACAAAGGACCAUUCGUUACUCUGACAGAUUUAUCAAGAUUAACUUUCUGUCUCUCUUAGCUAAUACAAACUAGUAAUUACUGCACGUUCAAAAAUACCCUAUAAGAUGUACGAAAAAAUGAAAACCUCACUCACUCCCUCAAUCACUGACUUGAUCCUCUACUACGCGUCUUCUUGCGCUUAAUGCCACACAAGGAUAUUCACAUAACUUUUUUCGAAUGCCUAAUGCGAAGUUUCUUACAGUAGCCCAUGGUUUUUUUCCCUGAUAAAUAUAAGUAACUCGUUCUUUAAUUAGACUAACAAUUCUUAUUUAGAAGUGUUCCUUCUUUAUUAUCGCUUUCCCUUCAGGAAGAUGAAGAUGGAGAAAAAGAGGACACUAAUACGUCUUUCCCACCGAAUGCCAGUGAGUCCCCCCAACAUCAGCAUCUUUCUUUUCAUGAAAGCGCGGACAAGAGAAACGAGACAUUUGUAGAUUAUCGUAAGAUACGUAGGCUUCCGGAAAGCAGUGAACACGUUGAAUCAGAAAGACAGAGCGCAAAUGACGAUCGCGAUGAUUUUACCAAAGAAUUCAUGCAAAGAGAAAGAAGUGCUGAUAAGAAUGAUGUAGAAAAGAAAAGCGAACCUUUUCAUGGAAACCUUUUAGAGGGUGCUGACCCUAAGAAAUCGAACUUAACAGAUAGCGAUGAUGCUUAUAUGGCCAACGAAACAUUUGCUGAAAAUAUCCGUGAUAAUGAUUUCCAAGGCGAAUCUAACAAAAUCAAGGCAAAUCAAUUGCUGUUUGAUGGACCACGAUCACCAGACAUGAAUUCAAAGUUUGAAGACACUGAAGUCAAGAAUGGCGGAGAAACAGCCAACCCUGUUGUGGAAAGCUCAAAAAUGACAGUUACAGGGGAAAACAAAUCUAGAGAAAGAAAAAAAGAACCAGCCGAAGCACUGGGAAGCGGGGAUAAGCUAGAUGAGGAAACCCGAUUUAGAGGAGAUACGCGUAAGGAUAAAUCAUCGGACGUUUCUGUCCUUGAUGAAGAUGAUGGUUCGGGGGAGAACAGCGGUCAACAUGUCAAUGAAAAUGCUCAAAGUCCUGAAAAUGACCAAGAAAGAUACCAUAAUAAAAUGACAAAACAAGAUGAUAUUAUCCAGGAAUCGGCAAAUACGGUAUCAGGAGAUAAAAUCGAUGGAAAAACAAUUGUGAAUAACGCGGGGAGUUACAAGGAGGCAAGACUAAAUGAAGCGCCUUUCGAAAAAGAUAGGAAGGAUUCAUUGCAAUCAGGUGAGGCAGUUGACGCUAAUGCACCAAAAAGCAAGCUUGCGAACAAGGCUGACAUCGAUACUCCUGGAAUCAACGGGGAACAUUUGAACCAGGGUUAUACAGCCGAACACCUCAAUGAAGACUCUAGGGAAGACGUUCCCCCAUCGAGGACACAGUCUGUCUCAAACGAUCCUGAAUCUACCAUUUCAGAGAAAGACGUUGGAAAAAAUUACAACGUACCGGACGAGCAGCCUAAUUUUCAGGAUUUCCAAAGAAACCAACUAGGCAAUCCGGGACAACUUGUUAUUAAUGCGACAGAUGAAAAUUCAGGUGAAAAUACCAUUGUCCAAGAAACAAUGGGAGAAAGUUCUAGGGCACAAGAACAAGGUCCACUGAGUGACAACACAAGUUUUAUAGACGCGCCCUCUUCAACUCAUAACACGAAUUCAGUAGGGAUGGAUACAGAGGGUACACAUUUGUCAGAUCUCUACGGGUUGUCCUCUCGAGAAAACACCACUGUAGAUGAUGAUUCCGAUGAGAUUCCAGUGUACAUGUUAUCGUCACCAUCAAAUAGCAAGGAUUCGUUCAACGGAGAGGAAAGCACUGGGUCACCCAUCUUUACAGCUCCGACGUCGUCCGUGUCGACUUCAUCUUCAUUCUCAUAUUCUGAACCGUCGACACUCCCACUGGUGGAUGGCUCAUUUUCUUCAAUAGACGAUCCCUCCGAGGGAGAUCAAUCCACUUUUCCGAGAGAAAGAAGUAAGUGGUAGAGAAAAAAAAAGGAAAAAAGGUUAACACACAAUUUAGACCUUUGCCUGCGUGCAGACGUCUCCUGUUUCCUUUGUUGCACGCGGGCGGGAAAGGGUGCAACAAAGGGAAUAGGAGACGUCUGCACGCAGGCAAUCUAGAGCUAAGUGUGUCCUUUUUGCUAUUGACACAGGAAUGGUACCUGAGUCGAGCCAGGCGAUUUCUUGUGUAUUUUCUUACUUUUUUAAGUGACAGCUUCUAUAAGUGUUUUACAUUUCCACGCCUAUCUGUAAACCAAACUUCUAAUUGUCCCAAGACAACACCCCUAAAACAAUUUAAUAUUACGGGCUUAAACCACCUUAUGCUGAUCUCGUUGUCUAAGAAUGCAAUUGGUAACAUUUCCAUUGGAGCCACGCAGUCCCUAGCCUGAAUUUCAAACGUCCCUCAUAUACUCCCGAAAGACUAGGCGACUUGAAGGGAUGUCUGAAAUUCAGGCUACGCGGGAGUUGUCGUUUCGGUAAAUAUUUCAGAGAAAGUAUCAAAUUGAACACCUUUCCCUUACACUUGCCCAGACUUUCAUGCAAGUAUUUCACAUUCAUUUUAUUUGUCCUCUAUAGCUGGAUUUCAAAAAGACAUGCUUGACGACCCGGUAGAGGAGUCCUUAGACGCCGCUGUUGACACUAGAAGAUCCAACGUGGCUGUUGAUCAUGAGACUGUUGCUGACAGUUAG